Messenger RNA from Amblyraja radiata (thorny skate), 972 nucleotides. RefSeq names its product probable G-protein coupled receptor 139. Gene Ontology annotation, molecular function: G protein-coupled receptor activity. The transcript has 3 exons. Gene Ontology annotation, biological process: G protein-coupled receptor signaling pathway. The record is from RefSeq and is a predicted model, not a curated record. The coding region runs from base 1 to 972 and encodes 323 amino acids. Lineage: Eukaryota; Metazoa; Chordata; Chondrichthyes; Rajiformes; Rajidae. Gene Ontology annotation, cellular component: plasma membrane.
AUGGAAGAGAGCCGGGCCAGAGUAAACUUGUUGGCGAUUGUGAUUCUCUAUCGAGGUAAAUGCGGCCUCUCCAAAUGCAUCACUCUCUACAUGAUGGCCAUGGCAGCGUCUGAUCUCCUGGUCGGCAUCACCGAUCCGUUUCUGCGUCAGACUAUUCAAAUUCACUUCCCAUAUUCGUUGCUGAACAUUACCCCCGUGUGCGCCACCACCGAAGUCCUGGUCUUUGCAUCCACCGCGGUCUCUGUCUGGCUGACGGUGGCCUUCACCUUCGAUCGGUUUGUGGCCAUUUGUUGUGAGAAGCUGAAAACAAGAUAUUGCACUGAGAGAACGGCGGCUGUGAUUAUCGGGGCAGUGAGUGUGCUGGGCUGUUUGGAGAAUGUCCCUCAGUGGUUUAGGUACGAAUCAGCGAACGAAAUUGAUGAUCUUCCCUGGGAUUGCUCCACCAAACCCAUCUACUAUACGUCGGCUGCAUGGGUCGCAUAUCGUGUCACACACCGCGUUCUAACCCCUUGUAUCCCGUUCUUUCUGAUUCUGCUGCUCAAUGUGCUGACGGUCAGGCGGAUUGUAGCGGCCAGCAGAGUCCGCAGGGGUCUCCGGGGCCGCAGCAACGGAGAGAAUGACAAGGAUCCGGAGAUGGAGAACCGCAGGAAAUCCAUUGUUUUACUCUUCAGUAUCACGGGCACUUUCAUAUUGCUGUGGGCAACACAGGCCAUAUUUUACAUCUUUACAUCUAUUGCGAAGGUGCGAGUAGACUACACCCCCACCGGUUAUUACUACAUCACACGGGUCACGUCGGUGUUCCUGCAGCUGCUCAGUACCUGCACCAACACGUGUGUUUACGUGGUGACCCAGAGUAAAUUCAGAGCUGAGCUGAUGAACGCGGUUAAAUUCCCAUGUGAGACUGCCGACGCGCUGCGGGACGUUUGGCCAUUGUUCGUGAGCGAGUUUGAUAAAUCAAGAGAUUACGAGUGA